Messenger RNA from Zychaea mexicana, 1479 nucleotides. Its product is annotated as cystathionine gamma-lyase. NCBI's taxonomy places the organism in Eukaryota, Fungi, Mucoromycota, Mucoromycetes, Mucorales, Lichtheimiaceae. Gene Ontology annotation, cellular component: cytoplasm. The coding region runs from base 5 to 1192 and encodes 395 amino acids. Gene Ontology annotation, biological process: transsulfuration. The transcript has 3 exons. Gene Ontology annotation, molecular function: pyridoxal phosphate binding; cystathionine gamma-lyase activity. The record is from RefSeq and is a predicted model, not a curated record.
UACUAUGGCCAACGACACGAAACAAAGCAUGCAAGGUUUCGGCACACGCGCCAUUCAUGCUGGUCAAGAACCAGAUCCUGCGACUGGCGCCGUCAUUCCACCAAUCUCGUUGUCAACAACAUUUACUCAACCCGCUGCUGAAGUUAUUCAGGGCUUUGAUUACACACGAGCUGGGAAUCCGAAUCGAAAUGCGUUUGAAACAGCCAUAGCAUCACUUGAAGGAGCCGAGUAUGCAUCUGCGUUCUCAUCCGGUACUGCAGUGACCUCUGCUGUACUAAGCAUAUUGCCCGCUGGGUCGCAUCUGAUUGCUUCGGAUGCACUGUAUGGCGGUACAUAUGAGUCUUUUGCAAAAAUUGCUUCCAAGCAUGGAAUAGAAACAACCAUUGCCGACCUGCGUAAUCCACAUGAUAUCGCUGGAUUGUUUAAACCUAAUACCAAGAUGGUAUGGAUUGAGACACCCAGCAAUCCAACGCUACGUAUCGUUGAUAUCCAAGCGAUUGCGCAACACAUCCAUCAACACAACAAGGAUGCCUUUUUGGUGGUCGAUAACACCUUUAUGACUCCAUACUUUCAGAAUCCGUUGCAACUUGGAGCCGAUGUCGUGAUGCAUUCAGUGACCAAGUACAUUAACGGCCACUCGGAUGUUCUGAUGGGCGUUGCAGUGACCAACAGUCCCGCUCUACACAAAGAGUUCCAAUACGUCCAAGACUGUAUGGGGGGCGUCCCAUCUCCCUUUGAUUGCUAUCUGGCACGCCGCGGACUCAUGACUUUGGAAGUACGUAUGGAUCGCCAUGAACAAAAUGCGAUCCAGUUGGCCGAAUAUCUGGUAAAUCAUCCGCAGGUCACUGCAGUGUAUUAUCCAGGUCUGGAAUCGCAUCCACAGCACGCAUUGGUGCGCAGACAACAAAAAGGAUACGGCGCCAUGGUUUCGUUUGAUAUCAAGGGCAACCUGGACAACGUCAAUCGGUUCUACAAGCAUUUGAAGAUGGCCAAACUCGCAACGUCGUUGGGUGGUGCCGAGUCGUUGGUGUCGUCCCCUGUCUACAUGAGCCAUGGACAUGUGCCGCCAGCUUUGAGAGCGUCGCUCGGAAUCACAGAGACUUUGAUCCGCGCGUCUGUGGGCAUAGAGAAUGUCGAGGAUAUAAUUGCGGAUUUCAAGCAAGCACUCGACAACGCUUAUUUGAAAGCCUAGCCUUUGGGAAUCAUACAGAUGCACACCCUUAUUCGUCGCUUUUCCCUUGAUCAUGACUCCGGAAGGAUAUCUAAUAAAAGAACAAUUUUGACAUCAGUGAUUUGAAUACAGUGAUGCACAUGUGCACUUCCUCCCCCCCCUUCUUUCUUCUUCUUCUUCUCCCACGCCAUUGUUCUCACUCUUUUCUUGGUACCCCACCCUGAGUUGUGGUUUGUCACUGAUCACAUGUUUGCUGGCAUGUCUACUUGUUUGUGUGUAUGUGUGUUUUUUUUCCUUUAAGAAUUCUG